Messenger RNA from Nannospalax galili (Upper Galilee mountains blind mole rat), 4564 nucleotides. It is a transcript of the gene Rgmb, whose product is annotated as repulsive guidance molecule BMP co-receptor b. Lineage: Eukaryota; Metazoa; Chordata; Mammalia; Rodentia; Spalacidae. The transcript is spliced from 5 exons. The record is from RefSeq and is a predicted model, not a curated record. Gene Ontology annotation, cellular component: plasma membrane. Gene Ontology annotation, molecular function: coreceptor activity. The coding region runs from base 212 to 1648 and encodes 478 amino acids. Gene Ontology annotation, biological process: BMP signaling pathway.
CAGCUGCCCCGGGCGGAGCCGCCCUCCCGCCGCCCACCUGGGCCGGUGGCGGGCGCGGCCUCCUCCUGCGCCGGCCGCGUGGCUUGCGGCGUAUUUUCCCAGCUGGCAAGCGUCGCGCUGCAGACAAGGGAAUGCCUGUGGUCCUGCGAAUUCCGGAACUCGGGGACACCCUGAUCCCACUGAGCCCCUUCCAGGAGAGGAAGGGUUAAAAAUGAUGAGGAAGAGGAGGAAGCGAGGAGAGUCCCCCGGCCCAUGCCGCAGCCACGGCCCGGGCCCCGCCACGGCGCCCGCGCCGCCGCCCUCGCCGCAGCGCACGAGACCUGCAUGGACGGGCAUGGGCGUGAGAUCAGCACCUUCCUGCGCCGCCGCCCCCGCCGCUGUUGGGGCUGAGCAGCGCAGUCCCGGGCUCUGCCCGCCGCCGCCGCUGCUGCUACUGUUGCUGCUGCUCAGCCUCGGGCUGCUCCACGCAGGUGAUUGCCAACAACUAGCUCAAUGUCGAAUCCAGAAAUGUACCACAGACUUUGUGUCCCUGACUUCACACCUGAAUUCUGCCAUUGAUGGCUUUGACUCUGAGUUUUGCAAGGCUCUUCGUGCCUAUGCCGGCUGCACCCAGCAAACUUCAAAAGCCUGCCGUGGCAACCUGGUGUACCAUUCUGCUGUGUUAGGUAUCAGUGACCUCAUGAGCCAGAGGAACUGUUCCAAGGAUGGACCCACAUCCUCUACCAACCCAGAAGUGACCCAUGACCCUUGUAACUACCACAGCCACGUGGGAGUCAGAGAACACAGGGGAGGGGACCAGAGCCCUCCCAAUUACCUUUUUUGUGGCUUGUUCGGAGAUCCUCACCUUAGAACUUUCAAGGAUCAUUUCCAAACAUGCAAAGUGGAAGGGGCCUGGCCACUCAUAGAUAAUAAUUAUCUUUCGGUCCAAGUGACGAAUGUGCCUGUGGUCCCUGGAUCCAGUGCUACUGCUACAAAUAAGAUCACUAUCAUCUUCAAAGCACACCACGAGUGUACGGAUCAGAAGGUAUACCAAGCUGUGACAGAUGACCUACCAGCCGCCUUUGUGGAUGGCACCACCAGUGGUGGGGAUGGUGAUGUCAAGAGCCUACGUAUCGUGGAGAGAGAGAGUGGCCGCUAUGUGGAGAUGCAUGCCCGCUACAUAGGCACCACAGUGUUUGUGCGACAGCUGGGUCGCUACCUGACCCUUGCCAUCCGAAUGCCUGAAGACCUAGCCAUGUCCUAUGAGGAAAGCCAGGACUUGCAGCUGUGCGUGAACGGCUGCCCCAUGAGCGAAUGCAUUGAUGAUGGGCAGGGCCAGGUGUCUGCCAUCCUGGGGCACAGCUUGCCUCACACCUCCUCAGUGCAGGCCUGGCCUGGCUAUACACUGGAGACUGCCAGCACCCAAUGCCAUGAGAAGAUGCCAGUGAAGGACAUCUAUUUCCAAUCUUGUGUCUUCGACCUGCUCACCACUGGUGAUGCCAACUUUACCGCAGCAGCCCACAGUGCCUUGGAGGAUGUGGAGGCGCUGCACCCCAGGAAGGAAAGAUGGCACAUCUUCCCCAACAGCAGCAGUGGGGCCCCUCACAGAGGCAGCCAUUGGUCUGUCCAUCUUGGAUUCACAUGCUUGAUUCUUACUGUGCUUUUGUAGGGGUUGUUUUUUGUUUCAUUUGUUAUGUUUUGUUUGUUGUCUGUAACAAAUUUUAAAGUAUAUAUUGUCAUAAUAUAUUGAGUGAAAGAGUAUAUAUGUAUAUACCAUGUAUAUGACAGGAUGUUUGUCCUGGGACACCAUGAGAUUGUACAUACUGUGUUUCGCUGUUUUCACAUAUGUUGGAUAUAAUGUUCUUUGAUUGUUUUUGUUUUGUUUUGUUUUGUUUUUUGCAGUUUUGUGAAAUGUUUUAUAAUGUCCCUGCUUAGGGACCUCUUAGAAAGCACUUUAUUUUUUAUAUAUUAAAUAUUUAUGUGUGUACCUGGUUAGUAUGUACAGUGUGUAUACACAGACACCAUCUACAGCAUUCCUUUGAAGGUAACCGUUGUCUCCAGCCACUGUGGCUGUUCCCUUCUGCACUCCCAUUGCUACUGACUUGCCAAGGUGCACAGUUGUCACUGGCCACUUCCUGGUGGAGCUGCUUCCUUUGAAGUGUGUCCUUAUCCCUUCUGUCCUCGCCCAGUUUGGGGAGAUAGUUCCCUCCUCCCUUCUUAGUACUUUUGACACUCUUAAACACUGAUCUCACUAAAAAGCCCUCUAACAGCUGCCACUUUUUCAGAAUGUUGGGGACAGUAUUACUGCCAUUCUUGUUACUCUAUUUUAAUGGUGACAUUUGAGCACAUAUGGUACAUUAAAUUGACCUUCUGAAGCUGCUGUUUCUAUGAGUACAGUGGGGCUAGUGAUGCCCAUUUCAAAGAUGAAUUCCAGGCUUCUUGGUAGAACUCAGUAGCUCAGACUUUUCCUCAUCCUAUGCUCUCAUUUAAAUUGUAGAGUCCCCUCUUUUAAUUCUGUUCUUCAUUAAACAAAGCAAAAUGAUAAACUUAGUAGUAAUCAUGCCUUGCUCUUCCUCUGUAAUUUGUGGAAGUCCAUGUUCUUACUUUUCUCCUCCUUGACUGUUUGGGCCCCUAAACACCACUGUCUGGCUCCACCCAGUGUCUCAACCUUACCUCAGGGUUCCAAAGACUGGCUGCAUUCAGUCUUCUCUGACAUGGAGGCCCAGAUCCCAUCCCAAAGCCCUCUGUUCUUCCUUAUCUUCCACUCCUUGAUCCUAAUCCUUGAUUGUGUGCAUAAUGAGAUGGAAUAGGGCCUUAAAGACAGAAACUCUUCCUUGGCAUGUAUUAUUAUGCACUUAACUGUGUAUGCUAUUUAGUCCUGAUAAUUAAGCGUCACACUGCCCAAGUAAUCUCUUGUCCUUUCAGUUCUUCCCCUCUUUAACACCUGUAGUUGAGUAUUUAUUGGACAGUUGCUCCUGUCACUUAGCGAAGUUCCUGUAAAGUAAAAUGAUCUCUCUUUGCCUAUUCCAUCCCAUUUCUGGCACCAAUUGCAAAAGGGAAAUAAAGGCAGCAAGAGUAACAAAGUUAACUCGUGAAUAGGGAGACUUAUAUUGUUAUAUCUAAAUGUAAAUGUUUGGUUCCAAGAAGUGAUACAACUUGUGUUUUAAUAUUUAAGGUUUACAUAAAUUCAAGCAAAAGAUAUGAACUUGAAACAUUUGUAGUAAUUUAAGCCCAGGUGAUGCUUAGUCUGGGUUUGCUAGGUCGUGUCUUUUGCUAUGUCCUAUUGGCCAGUGACAUUGGCAGAGGCCCAGGCUGACAGCAAAAGAGGAUAUCAUUGUGUGAAAUUCUGUUUCUUAGUAAAGUGAUACAUCAUCCAGUCACAGUGGGAUGGUGAGCUCAUCUUAGAGCUGGCAAACUCUUAGAUGGCUUGGGAAAAAAUAAUGAAGGCAUCCUGCUUUCUAUUCUUAAAAGUUCAAAUCUAGAGAGUUACGUUGCUCUUUAAAAGAAGGUUCUUUAAAGUCCUUUAAGGAAGCUAGACUAGGACUGACCUUCUUUGAGCUCUGAACCAUGGCCACUUUUGUUCACCUAUGGAGCCAUGUGCCAAGUUAAGAAGCUAUUAACUAGUAACUUGCGAUUGAGUAGAACAAGGGAGGGAAAAUAUUGAAUACUUUUAACCACUAUUUUUGUGCAAAUAGAUAAAGGUAAAGUAAAAGCAAUAGAAGUUUCUACAGUGUCUGGGUUUAGAGUGUGUAUGAUUGAUAUCUUUGUCCUUUUCCGGGAGAAUAAAGCCACCACCUCUACUAAUAGUUGGGAAAAGAAAAUUUGGUUGUUUUGCUGUAUUGUUUAGCUGGAAAGAAUGCUUAAGGAGUAUGCUACAUCAGUAGUACUAGUAAUAAUAGUAUGUGGGUUAUUCUCCCCCAGAACCAGUGUCCCUGUACAACCUUUAUAGUCCCCACAGAGAACUUGUAGAAGGAUUUUUCUAGAGAAGGGCCAGGUUUGUUUUCUUUGGGGUUUCUAGGGAGCAUGCUGCUCGCACUUGUUUCAUGCGGUCCUUAACCAGGAGACUUUCAGGCCAUACCAACACACGAAUAGGCUGUAGCUGUUCACAGAUCUCUUGGGAAAGCUUAAAACUUAGGGAUGGGGGUUGGGGGAACACUGGUUUUCACAGAUGCUCCACAUGGCAGUCUCAAAAACUCAAUUUUUUGUCCUCUUGACUGUGCUUGGAAACCCCCUACAUUGUGUCAAGUCUUUACAAAGAAACCUUUCGAUGUGGUUCAUAGGUAUAUGAAUGAGUAAGUGUGUAAAACAGUGAGUGUGCAGCAUGUAAAUACUUAAAUUAUUAUGCUAGAAAAAUAAAGUUACAGACCAUGCUGUGGAAUGUUUGUUCUGUGAUUAUAGUGACACCUGCUGGAAGAGCUGAGCAACAGCUGCAGAAGAAAGGGAAUAAGGGAAGUUAACAAAAUCUCUAAGUUACCGAGAAGUUGUGCUACUUGCCCACUAACUCAUUUUACUGCUACUGUAGUUUUUCCUUUAUAAACUUUAAGAAAUUACAAAUAAAGCAGCCUCUGUGAGAUUGGCCCACUGG